Messenger RNA from Ipomoea triloba (trilobed morning glory), 752 nucleotides. RefSeq names its product ras-related protein RABA1f-like. The coding region runs from base 32 to 682 and encodes 216 amino acids. Lineage: Eukaryota; Viridiplantae; Streptophyta; Magnoliopsida; Solanales; Convolvulaceae. The record is from RefSeq and is a predicted model, not a curated record. Gene Ontology annotation, molecular function: GTPase activity; GTP binding. The transcript is spliced from 2 exons. Gene Ontology annotation, cellular component: endosome.
CUCCUUUUUCCUCUUUUGAUCUUAAACAAAAAUGGCAUAUAGAUCCGACGAGGAUUACGACUAUUUGUUCAAAGUGGUGCUCAUAGGAGACUCCGGUGUCGGGAAAUCAAACUUGUUGUCGCGUUUCACCAAGAAUGAAUUCAGCGCUGAGUCUAAAUCCACCAUCGGUGUCGAGUUUGCCACCCGAACCAUCCAGGUCGACGAUAAGGUCAUCAAGGCCCAAAUUUGGGACACCGCUGGCCAAGAAAGGUACCGUGCAAUCACGAGCGCUUAUUAUCGAGGAGCGGUGGGGGCGUUGCUGGUGUACGAUAUAACUCGGAACGUAACGUUCGAGAACGUGCAGCGGUGGUUGAAGGAGCUGCGGGACCACACCGAUCAGAACAUCGUGGUGAUGCUGGUGGGGAACAAGUCGGAUCUCCGCCAUCUGCGGGCGGUGCCGACGGACGACGCGGGAUCGUUCGCGGAGAGGGAGAACACUUUCUUCGUGGAGACGUCGGCGCUGGAGGCGUACAACGUGGAGAGUGCUUUUUGUGAAGUGUUGACUCAGAUCUACCGGGUGGUUAGCAAGAAGUCUCUCGACGCCGGCGAUGACCCGUCGGCGUUGCCCAAGGGGCAGACUAUCAAUAUUGGGAACAGGGACGAUGUGUCCGCUGUGAAGAAAGCUGGGUGCUGUUCUGGAUAAAAAUGUAACUUCCGUUUUCUUUUUUUUUUUUCUUAUAAAAUUGAGAAUUCACCAUUUUCUAUUUGGUAGG